AUGAUGAUAUCUACUGCAAGGUACAACUACUACCACCAGUAUGCUCAGCAGGACUUCACCCUGCUAGAUCAACGUCUCGGCACCCUCGAGGAGUUGAGGGCCUUAACGCAAGCGGCCCACGAUCGGGGCAUGUACGUGCUGAUUGACGUAGUCAUGAACCACAUGGGCAAUGAGUUCUUCUUCGAGGGUCAUCAGACCGACACGGCUCCCUUCCGAUUCCACGAGAACCAUGGUCUCCGGGAGUACAGGCUAAUUACGCGCCGUGCUGCGAGCGAGCUCUACGACACUCCGGCUGGAAAACAGCCCUACAUGGACUUCUACUUUAACAACACUUGGGUUGAAGAGGCGAAGUAUGCAAGCCCGUUCUACGGACAAUACGGCGAAGCCGCGUGGGAUCAGGGCCAAGGGACUUAUGACGGAUCAGACUUCCACCACAACGGUGACCUGCAGAACUAUGCAGACCCCUGGGAAAUUAAUGUUGCCAAGAUCUAUGGCACCAUGGACGACUUGAGGCUGGAGCACAGCCGCGUUCAGGACGUUCUGAGUGCCACGGUCCCCCCUCUGAACGAUGGUCUUCACAACCAGAAAUCCUGGGAGGACAAAUACAUUGCCAUGACGCAAGCCCUCAUCCAAAGUGCCGACGUGGAUGGCUUCCGAGUAGACACUCCGAUGCAGGUCCCCUUGCCUUUCUACAAGCGCUGGGCACCAGCGAUCCGAAGCUUCGCGAAAUCGCUGGGGAAGGAUCGCUUCGGGCUCUUUGGGGAGUUCUAUGUCACCACGGAGAGGUAUGCCACCAUGACAGGCCGCGGGAAGGACAACGGUAUGUACGGCCAAGACCGCUUCAUAGCUGGCGAAGCCACACUGAAAGGCGGAAUCGUGUAUCCGUACUAUUGGUACACCUUUACAGCUUUGGUGUACCGAAGGCCGCAGUACGCAGAUGGUUUUGCAUUGGCUUACGAGCAGGAGAACCGGAUGAUCGAUACCUUCGAUCCAAGCACCAAUCGCUCGGAGUACGCGCAAUGGAUUUUCUGCAACAAUCACGACAACUGGCGUCUCCAGACUCUUACUGGAAAGAACCAGCUGCUCAUGUGUCUGGCUAUCAUCACCUUCUGGCCAGGGCUGCCCCUUCACUAUGCGGGAGACGAGCAGGACCUUGGUACGCCAGGGAGCGCGCUGGACGGCUGGGCGCGGGAGGAGUUGAGUCCCUCCAUCGCGUGGAGUGCAGUGAGAACGACGUCGCAAGGGAACCCAGCAGAUCGCGACAACUUCGACAUGACAUCUGCCACCUAUCGGCACAUCGCACGCCUCAACGCGCUGCGCAGGGCGUACUUCGCCGGUUUCGGGAGUGCCACCUGCGAUCAAGUCGGGACACCGCUGCCUCAAAUCGAGGACGUGAGCACAAUUCUUGGCUGGCCGGGGCUUCGCUUCUGCCGGUGUGACACAAGGGCCUGUACCGCAGUUGGGCCAGCGCGGUGUCACCAGGACCUCCUGAUUUUCUGGCGUGGAUGCGAUAUCCAAGGUGCCGACAUUUGGCGAGGAAGCUCCCAAACGAAGAGUGUGAGUGAUUGUGGGUGA
Molecule: messenger RNA, 1575 nt
Organism: Symbiodinium sp. CCMP2456
Lineage: Eukaryota; Dinophyceae; Suessiales; Symbiodiniaceae
Source: the annotation of a GenBank genome assembly